GUGUUAAUGAAGAAUAUGUGUCUAACUUAAAAUCUGCUGUUAUUUAAACAACUGCUAUUUCUUGCUCAGCUCGUGAAAAUGGAGCGUUUAUCUGCAGCAAACACACAGUUCUCUCUAAACCUGUUCAAGAAGAUCAGCGGAGGAAACACCUCAAAAAAUGUGUUCUACUCUCCGAUCAGCAUCUCUUCGGCUCUGGCCAUGGUGUUGCUCGGAGCAAAAGGAAACCCAGCGGUGCAGAUGUUUAAGGUGAUCUCACACAUUUAUACUCCUCAUGUUAAAGAGGACCAAAUUCAUUCCAGCUUCAACAAGCUCAUGAGUGAACUGAAGAAACCAGGAGCCCCGUAUGUGUUGAGUCUUGCCAACCGCCUCUACGGAGAGCAAUCCUACCAGUUUGUUGAGAAAUACCUUAAUGACACAAAAACAUACUAUAAAGCCGAACUGGAGGAGGUGGACUUCAAGAAGAAAUCAGAGGCUGCGCGUGUCAACAUCAACAAAUGGGUGGAGAAAAACACUCAAGAAAAGAUCAAGAAUUUGCUGCCACGAGGAAGUGUCAAUGAUGCAACAAAACUAGUCUUGGUGAACGCCAUCUACUUCAAGGGGAACUGGGAGAAGAAAUUCCCAAAGGAAGCCACCAGUGAUGGACAGUUUAAGAUGAACAAAACUCAGACUAAACCAGUGAAGAUGAUGCAUCAGGAAUCAAAGUUUCCUCUGGCCUUCAUCCCAGAGAUGAACAGUCAGGUUCUGGAGCUGCCGUAUGUCGGGAAGAAUCUCAGUAUGUUGAUCAUCCUUCCUAACAAGAUUCAAGAUGAAACCACUGGCCUUCAGAAGCUUGAAAAGGCACUGACCUACGAGAAGCUCAUGGAGUGGACCAAACCCAGCAAGAUGCUUCGACAGGAAGUUGAAGUAUCUCUGCCCAGAUCCAAGAUGGAGGAAACCUAUGACAUGAAGAGUCUUCUGAUCAGCAUGGGAAUGGAGGAUGUGUUUGAUGGGCAGAAGGUGAAUCUUUCAGGCAUGUCGCCUAACAACGACCUGGUGCUGACAGAGGUGAUUCAUAAAGCCUUCGUUGAAGUAAACGAGGAAGGAACCGAAGCGGCUGCAGCCACCGCCACCGUCGGUUUUACAACCUCAAUGCCAUUAGACCCAAAAACCUUCAUUGCAGAUCAUCCAUUUAUUUUCUUCAUCCGUCAUAAUCCCUCCAACAGCAUUCUGUUUUACGGACGCUUCUGUUCUCCUUGAAGAUGGUAAUGAUG
Molecule: messenger RNA, 1250 nt
Organism: Sinocyclocheilus grahami
Lineage: Eukaryota; Metazoa; Chordata; Actinopteri; Cypriniformes; Cyprinidae
Product: leukocyte elastase inhibitor-like
Exons: 6
Coding region: 79-1236 (385 amino acids)
Biological process (GO): negative regulation of endopeptidase activity
Molecular function (GO): serine-type endopeptidase inhibitor activity
Source: RefSeq, a predicted model, not a curated record